UAUUAUGUUAAUAUAAUAUAUAAUUGUAGAGUUUUGGUCGUCGUGACGUUACGUGUUGUUCGGCGUUUUUGAAUUCAUCAAUUUGUUUUUUUUUUAUUUUACAAGCCUUAACCUAAACGAACAGAUUACCGAUCGUUUUAAAAAUGAUAACACCAAAGUCCAAAACGAGUUAAACGAUCAAAACUACCGGAACUGGAAUUUUUAGAUUACUUUAUUUUCGUUAGUAGUUUCGAUUAUUUUAUUAUUAACUUACUUAUUAGUUGCUGAGAACCAUUAAUAUGAAUUGAUAGAGUACAUUCACUUCACACCGGUCAUCAAUUUAUUCAACUUGAGAGAUAUUAUGGACCUGCUCAAGAAGUACUUCAAUAACGAUUCUUCAUUUCCUUUAUUUUCAGAUUAUUUCACAAACUAUUAUGAUUAUGUCAAUGAUAAACCAAUUCCUUUAGUCCUGGCACCUUUAACAAUUGCUCUAUUCUGUUACUAUGUCUUCAUUUAUGUAAGAAAAUUUUAUCCAAUUUAUGUUAACUGUUGGUUUUGCAAUGCCAAUUUUAAAGUAGCUUUUGAGGACCGACUUGAAUAUUCAUGCAUUGAAUGUGGACAGUUUAAUGGAUUUAAAAAGGAUGGAAGCUAUAGUAAAUCAAUUCCUGAGCAACAUGAUCAAAGGUACAACAGAGCAAUUUUUUCUGUAGUCCAAGAAGAUUUUAAGGAAAAUAAAAAUGGUUUAUGUAAUAAGUGCAAUAUUAUUCAGGAAAUGAAAGUAAAACAGUUAGCUAGUUUUACCCCUACCAAGGAAAAAUACUUUGAUAGGGAAAUUGAAAAGUUCAAGGAAAACUUAGAAGCAACCUUAAAGUUGUGUUCCAAAUGCAAUCAAUAUACACAAAAAGUACUAUCAUUGCAAGAACAACGUUACAACUUAAGAUCAACAAGAAUAAAUAAUUAUCAUAAAGAUAUUCAAGAUACUGGUGUCUGGCCUAAUAUAUGCUCACUAUUCUUAUCAUUUAUUAUAUUUGUACUGUCUUCUGGUGUUGAGAACUAUAUGGGUGAUUGGCCAAUACAAAAUUUAAAUCUAUUGAUUUCUAAAAAUAGCCCUAUAUCACUAACACACUCAAUUGGAAUGGUUAGCCUAGCUGGUACAUUUUGCCAAGUUUAUCACUGUUUGAGCACAUUAGACAAAUUAAGCGCCAUAACUAUGUUCCUAUGGUCAUCAUUAUGCGCUAUCAAUAAUUUUGAAAAAUUUGUACAUUUAAAACCUAAACUUCUCAUUUCUACAAUUAUUGUGCUUCUUUCAUCAGUGUCUGUACUUAGACAUUUGACAAAGAAACAAAAAAUUGAACAAACGAGUAUUAAACUGGAGGAUGAAAAAUUCAAAAUUAAUGAUACAAGUUAUUUUGAUACAAGUGCAAACAGAUCAUAUAAAAAUAAUGAUGAAUCAGAAAUGAUGGAUAUUGAUCAUAUUGAGGAGUUACCUAAGAGUCGAAAAAGGAUAUUAAACAAGACUGUUGAUAAUCUGUUCCAAGGGAUGAAACUCAAUGAAAACCGUGGUGUCAAAAAUAAUAUACUUCGACCACCAAAGUUUUCAAUGCCUAUCAAACGUGACAAGUUUUCAGGAUAUGCAGAGUCUGCUCCUGGAUAUUAUUCAACAUAUUCAGUAAAAGAUGAUUAUGACUUUGAUACACAGAGCAUUUACUCUCAACACAGUUAUAGACCACAAUAUUCACCAUUGUGUCACCAGCCAGUUUCGCCAUAUACGUAUUAUGCUCUGCCACAUCACCAUAAUAGUCCUAUGAACUUAUCGCAUUCAUCAAACACUUCAAGUAUACAGCACACUUCAGAAUGGCCAAAGAUGUUGAUGUACUCAAUUCCGGGAAUUAUAUUACUUGUUCUGCAAUGUUACCUGUUGUAUGACAUUAAAGACUACAUGAAACAAAAGUGAGAUUAGAUUUAAAUUUUUAUCUUAAUUUAAUGAACUAGACAUUAUUUUGUAAAUAUUAACUGUAACACUGCUAUUGUUUGUCCCUAAAACAUGUAAACAUAAUAGUGUUCUUAAUGUAUAAAGACUGUUAACAUUUAUCAUUGUUUUUGUUAACAUUAUUGUAAGGAAAUUUUUGUUAGUUUUUUUUCUACUAUGUGAACUCUUCUGUAUACAUUUUGAUUUAAUUUUUAAUAAAUUCUUUCAGUUAUAA
Aphis gossypii (cotton aphid) is the source of this 2183-nucleotide messenger RNA. RefSeq lists its product as uncharacterized. Gene Ontology annotation, biological process: nuclear migration along microtubule. The record is from RefSeq and is a predicted model, not a curated record. Gene Ontology annotation, molecular function: lamin binding; actin filament binding. NCBI's taxonomy places the organism in Eukaryota, Metazoa, Arthropoda, Insecta, Hemiptera, Aphididae. The transcript is spliced from 8 exons. Bases 341 to 1933 code for a protein of 530 amino acids. Gene Ontology annotation, cellular component: nuclear membrane.